GGGAGGGGACUCGAGUGGGGGAUUCGAGGGACGCUGCAGCCCCGCCUCCGCCCCCUCCUCUCCUCCUCUUCAGAACCGGAGGAGCGGGGGAGCAUGGACCAAACCCUGCUGCUCUGGCACCAUGACGCUCGCCCACUUCGUGGUGGCUCUGGUUUUAGGGGCGCUCCCCGAAGUGGUCGGCUUUGAUCUAGUCCUCAGGUAUCCCCUCCACCACCGUUAUCGCCAUUCGCUCCCUCCGGGUCCCCCGCACCCUUACUACCUUCCCACCCAGCAGCGGCAACAGAGAACGCCUCCGUCGCCCUCUCUCCCGCGCGUCCCGCGCGUCCCGCGCCCCCCGCCCGCGCCCCAUGCCCAGCGCCUGCACGCCCUCCAUGCCGGGCGCACGCCCGGGCCGCACCCCGGGGACUGCCCAGCCGGCGAGCCCUGGGUCAACGUGACGGACUUCGGCGCCCCGUGUCUGCUCUGGGCAGAGGUGCCACCCUUCCUCGAACGGUCGCCCCCGGCGAGCUGGGCUCAGCUGCGAGGGCAGCGCCACAACUUCUGCCGGAGCCCGGACGGUGCGGGCAGACCCUGGUGCUUCUAUGGGAACGCCCACGGCAAGGUGGACUGGGGCUACUGCGACUGCAGACACGGGUCAGUACGACUUCGAGGUGGCAAAAAUGAGUUUGAAGGCACAGUGGAAAUCUAUGCGAAUGGAGUUUGGGGCACAGUGUGUAGCAGCCACUGGGAUGAUUCCGAUGCAUCAGUCAUUUGUCACCAGCUGCAGCAGGGAGGAAAAGGAGUAGCAAAACAAACCCCGUUUUCUGGACUGGGCCUUAUUCCCAUUUAUUGGAGCAAUGUCCGUUGCCGAGGAGAUGAAGAAAAUAUACUGCUUUGUGAAAAAGACAUCUGGCAGGGUGGGGUGUGUCCUCAGAAGAUGGCAGCUGCUGUCACAUGUAGCUUUUCCCAUGGCCCGGCGUUUCCUGUCAUACGCCUCGUGGGUGGGAGCAGCGCCCGGGAAGGCCGAGUGGAGCUCUACCAUGCUGGUCAGUGGGGGACUGUCUGUGAUGACCAGUGGGAUGAAGCAGAUGCAGAAGUGAUCUGCAGGCAGCUGGGCCUGAGUGGCAUUGCCAAAGCAUGGAACCAGGCAUAUUUUGGGGAAGGCUCUGGUCCAAUAAUGUUGGAUGAGGUACGCUGUACUGGGAAUGAGCUUUCUAUUGAACAAUGUCCAAAGAGUUCCUGGGGAGAGCAUAACUGUGACCAUAAAGAAGAUGCUGGAGUGUCCUGUACCCCUCUGACAGAUGGGGUCAUCAGACUUGGAGGUGGUAAAGGCAGCCAUGAGGGUCGCCUGGAGGUGUAUUAUAGGGGACGGUGGGGGACUGUCUGCGAUGAUGGCUGGACUGAGCUGAAUACAUAUGUGGUUUGCCGACAACUGGGAUUUAAAUAUGGCAAACAAGCCUCUGCAAACCACUUUGAAGAAAGCACAGGGCCCAUAUGGUUGGAUGAUGUCAGCUGCUCCGGAAAGGAAACAAGUUUCACUCAGUGUUCCCGGAGGCAGUGGGGAAAGCAUGACUGCAGCCAUCGGGAAGAUGUUGGUAUCACCUGCUACCCUGGUGGCAAUGGACACAGACUAUCACUGGGUUUUCCUGUCAGACUGAUGGAUGGAGAAAAUAAGAAAGAAGGACGAGUGGAGGUUUUCAUCAAUGGCCAGUGGGGAACAAUUUGUGAUGAUGGGUGGACUGAUAAGGACGCAACUGUGAUUUGUCGCCAGCUUGGCUACAAGGGCCCUGCCAGAGCAAGAACCAUGGCUUACUUUGGGGAAGGGAAAGGCCCCAUCCAUGUGGAUAAUGUGAAGUGCACAGGAAAUGAGCGGUCCCUAGCUGACUGUAUCAAACAAGAUAUUGGAAGACAUAACUGCCGCCACAGUGAAGAUGCAGGAGUCAUUUGUGAUUAUUUUGGCAAGAAGGCAACAGGUAACAGUAAUAAAGAAUCCCUCUCAUCUGUUUGUGGUUUGAGAUUACUGCACCGUCGGCAGAAGCGGAUCAUUGGUGGGAAAAAUUCUUUAAGGGGUGGUUGGCCUUGGCAAGUGUCCCUCCGGCUUAAGUCAUCCCAUGGAGAUGGCAGGCUCCUUUGUGGGGCCACGCUCUUGAGUAGCUGCUGGGUCCUUACAGCAGCACACUGCUUCAAGAGGUACGGUAACAGUACAAGGAGCUAUGCUGUUCGGGUUGGGGAUUAUCAUACUCUGGUGCCAGAAGAGUUUGAAGAAGAAAUUGGAGUUCAGCAGAUUGUGAUUCAUCGGGAGUAUCGACCUGACAGCAGUGACUACGACAUCGCCCUGGUUAGAUUAGAAGGACCAGAAGAGCAGUGUGUCAGAUUUAGCAGCCAUGUUUUGCCGGCCUGUUUGCCACUCCGGAGAGAGAGGCCACAGAAAACCGCCUCCAAUUGUUACAUAACAGGAUGGGGAGACACGGGACGAGCCUAUUCAAGAACUCUACAACAAGCAGCCAUCCCCUUACUUCCCAAGAGGUUUUGUGAAGAACGUUACAAGGGUCGGUUUACAGGAAGGAUGCUUUGCGCUGGAAAUCUACAUGAACACAAACGUGUUGACAGCUGCCAGGGAGACAGCGGAGGACCACUCAUGUGUGUUCGGUCAGGAGAGAGUUGGGUCGUGUACGGGGUGACCUCCUGGGGGUAUGGCUGUGGAGUCAAGGAUUCACCUGGUGUCUAUACCAAAGUCUCAGCCUUUGUACCUUGGAUAAAAAGUGUCACCAAAUUGUAAUUCUUCACAUGGAAGCUUCAAGAGAAAAUACUGGAAAAUGUUCAACAUCCACAUUAGCACUCAGCCAGAGAUGCCAGCCAACGGAGAUGAGA
Molecule: messenger RNA, 2850 nt
Organism: Panthera uncia (snow leopard)
Lineage: Eukaryota; Metazoa; Chordata; Mammalia; Carnivora; Felidae
Gene: PRSS12
Product: serine protease 12
Exons: 13
Coding region: 122-2758 (878 amino acids)
Biological process (GO): proteolysis
Cellular component (GO): membrane
Molecular function (GO): serine-type endopeptidase activity
Source: RefSeq, a predicted model, not a curated record